AUGUACGGGAAGUGGUACGAUGUCGCCAUUGGCACAACCUGCAAAUGGAUGAAGAACUACAAGGAGAAGUUCAGCAUGGGCACGCUGGUGCUGGGCCCCGGCUCCAGCGCCGACCAGAUCAGCACUGCCAGCACCAGGCUGCGGCAAGGUGACUGCACACACAUCUCGGGAGAGUACCAGAAAACCAGCACCCCUGGCAAAUACACCUACUACAACCCCAAAUGGGACGUGUCUAUCCGGUCCUAUGUUCUCCGUACCAACUAUGAAGAAUACGCCGUCAUUCUGAUGAAGAAGAACAGUAGCUUUGGCCCAAGCACCACCCUGAAGCUGUAUGGGAGGAGUCCGGAGCUGCGGGAGGACCUCAUUGAGGCUUUCCAGCAGCUGGCUCUGGAGGUGGGCAUCCCCAUGGACUCCAUCUUCAUCCUGGCCAACAGAGGUGAAUGCAUUCCUCAGGAGACUGCAACUGCCCCCCAG
This is a messenger RNA of Antrostomus carolinensis (chuck-will's-widow), 474 nucleotides long. Its product is annotated as protein AMBP-like. Lineage: Eukaryota; Metazoa; Chordata; Aves; Caprimulgiformes; Caprimulgidae. The transcript is spliced from 5 exons. The annotation marks the transcript as partial. The record is from RefSeq and is a predicted model, not a curated record.